AAGAGCGAACAACAACGCUCUGGAAAAAAAUUAAUUAAAAAUACAAACAAGUACAAAUAAUACUUAAAAAUAUUUUUAUAAAAUUCUAGAAAGUCUACAGAAUUGAUAUCGAUGAUAAAAACAUUAGUGUUUCUAAUGAAAAUUCGUAUAAUAAAUCCAAAGUGUUGAUAAUCAAUAUUCAUGUGGGGUUUCCGUUUGAAACAGAAUAUGGCAGCAGCUAUUUCGCCGGAAUUGACUACCAUGAACAGGGAUGAAAGGUUAAAAUCUUUGGACGCAAAUCGAUAUGCCACCAAAAAAACGAUUGCCCAAGGGAUGUUGGACAUCGCCCUUCUGACUGCCAAUGCAAGUCAACUCAAAUAUAUUUUACAAGUUGGGGAAAAACACGAAUUUUACACCCUUAUGUUGACUUUGAUCUCCAUUUCCAUAAUUCUACAGUGUCUGCAAGGGAUAGCUUGUGUAAUUUUAGGUUCGGCCCUGGACAUAAAUAAAUUGCAGCAACAGGACAGGGCCAAUUUAGGGAAUAAUAUUUGUCUGUCCCUAAAUAUUGUAACAGUCGUAAUAAACGUUAUUUUGAGUGCUUUUGAUAUGAAAUACGAUUCUAUAAGAUCUAUGAAUAAUGUUUCGGAUUUUAGAAAUUUUACUUCAUCAUAG
Molecule: messenger RNA, 651 nt
Organism: Ctenocephalides felis (cat flea)
Lineage: Eukaryota; Metazoa; Arthropoda; Insecta; Siphonaptera; Pulicidae
Product: ninjurin-2-like
Exons: 3
Coding region: 181-651 (156 amino acids)
Biological process (GO): tissue regeneration; cell adhesion
Cellular component (GO): membrane
Source: RefSeq, a predicted model, not a curated record